AUGUCUGAGAGACAUGUUCAUUUUGCCACUCCAGUCUCUUCGGAGGCUGGCGACUCACUCACUCCAGAUGCUGGUGACAUAUGGACUAGCAUCAUGUUCAAUUCUAAUCCCACUCAAGAUCAUGGUGUUGUAUCAAAUGACUCCCCGGUAGAGCCACGCCCCGCAUUGCAGGAGGACCCCAUUGAUUGGUGGGGCACAUAUGUCCCUUUAGAGUCCUAUGAAUAUCAGGUUGAUUCUGUAGGAAAGCAAGAGAAAAAUUACGAACUAUGUUUUAAUGGUGACUUUGAUGAAGUCACAAGCAUGCUGUCAGACAUGUAUGUUGUAGAGUUGCUCCACAUGCCCAACUUUUUGACAGCCCGGCAUUCCUGGUCAAUGCGAGACAUUGGUUUGUCACUGGCCGUCCAAACAUCGGCAGAAGGCUGCACAAGACCGGAAGAAGAUCUGGUACAAUUGACCACAAGAACUCACACCGUCAAUGACGAUAUUGAAUCAACGCUCCCAACAUAUCAUCCCUAUGAUUGUGGAUGGGAUGAUACCAUUUCAAAUCCUUCAGUUUCACCUGAAGAAUCGUCGCCGAUGGAUCCGUACGAUUGUGGAUGGGAGGAUGACAUCAAUGUUACAUCCCAGGAAACAAUCAUGCCGUUAGAGGAAAUAUUAACGGAUGUAAGAUCAAACGGAGCAAAUCCGACUGAAUUGUCCUACCGUCCUAGCGACAACAUGCCAUUUCCUAUGGAUGCUCCGAUAAUCAAUGAGACGGUGCCCCUGAACGAGUCAUUGACAGAAGAUCUAUAUGACUGUGGAUGGGGCGAUAUUGUGACUGCUGCAGCCAUACAAGCAACAGAUGAAAAUCUCACAGCUAAUGCAGACAUUGCGGCUGAGUCAUCAUAUUCCAAGGGCGAGAUGAUCGCAUCUGCUGCACCGGCAAAUGAUCCUUACUAUGUCGGAUGGGAUGAUCCUAUGGACGACAGUGAACCUGCAGAAAUUGCUUUGAUGGCCGAUCCGUAUGAUUGCGGAUGGCAGGAUGGCACAGUUCUGGAACAUGAUAUUAUGCCGGGAGACCCUACUGACGAUCCAUAUGACUGUGGGUGGGGUCCAUCCAUGAAUGUUGAGACCCAAUAUCCAGCAAUGAUGGAGGAAGAGGUUGCAAAUAAUGAUGUCGACGACGGGCAGAUGGCUGGCAUGGUGCUUUCGGGCGCUGGCAUGGAAAGCAGGGAUGACCUUUAUGAUUGUGGGUGGGAAGAUCCGAUGGAGGGACCAACCAUCAUGCGGCUAUCGGUGGACCGGACAUUCUACGUGGAAACAGAUGUCAUUAACCUUACGUCUGAAUCAGCCAGCCGAUCGGUGGACCGGACAUUCCAUGAGGAGACGGAUGUCUUUGACCUUACGUCCACAUCAGACAACCAAUCGGUGGACCAGACAUUCGGUAAGGAAACAGAUUUCCUUGACCUGAUGUCUACAUCAGCCAAUUCAGAGAGAUCCAUGUCUCCAACCGAACCCAACACAUUCCAAGAGGUGGGAGAGUCCAUGCGCCGCGCGAUCCGACAGCUCAACAGCAUAGGACAUAGUGACUUCAAUAGAUAUGUUCGCAACAUUGUCGCACCAGGGGAUGGACUUGUAUAUGACUCACGACCAGGACUCACAUUCAUGGCCAACCAGAAUUUGUUUGGUGCAUAUGCUGAGGCAAGAGAUCGGGUAACCAACCUCGGGGCUGACAUCAUAAACAUCCAUCGUUUACUCAACAUUCACCGCCGGAUCAUGUACCCACUAGAUGCGAUGAUAACCAGAGUGGAGCAGGAGAGGGAUAGUAUGCUAUGA
Molecule: messenger RNA, 1815 nt
Organism: Suillus plorans
Lineage: Eukaryota; Fungi; Basidiomycota; Agaricomycetes; Boletales; Suillaceae
Exons: 12
Coding region: 1-1815 (604 amino acids)
Source: RefSeq, a predicted model, not a curated record